AUGUCUGCGGCAAAAACCCCCAACGCCCGUCCGCCGUCGACCAGCGCACACAACAUGGGUCCCUUACUUCAAUCGCCACAGGCACAUCACUCCAACGCGCGCAGUGCCAGUCCAAAUUACUUUGGCUUCCCUGCUCAGGAAGACUCCUACGACUCGGGAUCCGGCCGCCAUACCAGGAAGAACUGGAGCCCGCCUUCGUCCGCCGUCAGAUCGACCGCCGCCUUCUCCCCCAGCGUGGUCCCUGUCGAUCAAAACCCAGACUUCGACGCUUUUCGACGCCAAUCGCAGAACGUAGGCUUUAAUCUGGGUUCGCUGCAUGAAUUUGACUUUAAGAAGCCGGCACUGCCUUCUGGCGGGAGUGGCCACAGCAAUUCAAACACAAAUACCAACAGCUUCUUCAACAACAUCAAUCUCUCGGCCAGUCCAAAGGCCUCGACCGAGUCACGCCAAAUGCCUCCGUCAGGACGCGUUCCAUCUGGCUCAAUCUCUGGCGGGCGCCCUCCUUCAGGCUCUAUAUCAGGAGGCCGUGUGCCUUUCGGUUCCAUAUCAGGAGGACGUGUGCCUUCAGGCCCCAUAUCAGGAGGUCGUCCCCAUGCGGGCUCCAUCUCAGGCUUAGGUAAUGACAAUCAUCUCGAUCCGGAGUCUGCGUACCAAGGGCGCUCCCCCAAAAGACAUCUUUCUAACGACUCGUCGUUUCCAGACGCUCUACGCCAUGCUCCUGAGCGCCCUUCUUCUCAGCCCAGGCUGAACAUGCCUUUCAAUCUCAAUCUUCCCCCUCAACCAAACUUCAAGCCUCGCUCUGAGACUGUUCCUGUGGCUGGUCCCUUGAACGACUCGAAUUCUUUCAUCACCCCUCAGCAUCUUUGUAAUCUUCUCGAGUCUGCUGCUGAGGAGAUGUUGAUACUGGAUCUUCGCGUUUCAACUCAAUACGCCGGCGCUCAUCUUCGUGGUGCGCUCAACCUGUGCAUUCCUACCACACUCCUAAAACGACCUUCUUUCAACGUAAACAAGCUGGCCGAGACUUUCAAGGAUGACGCCAACCAACGCCAAAAGUUCGAAAACUGGAAGAGCAGCAAGUACAUCAUUGUCUACGACUCGGCUUCCUCGCAAAUCAAAGACGCCACUUCUUGCGUUAAUACCAUCAGGAAGUUUGAAAGUGAAGGCUUGCAAGGUACUGCCUACAUCCUCAAGGGUGGCUUUGCCGACUUUGCCAAGAAGUUCCCUUCGCAUGUUGAGAGAGCUGGUGGUCAAUCGAGUCGUGCUGGCGCUCCCAUGUCGAUCAAGCUGGAUGGUCCCGAGAUAGCACCCGUCAUUGGUGGAUGUCCCAUGCCCAUGGAGAAGAAUGCCGCCAAUCCUUUCUUCGGAAACAUCAGACAGAACAUGGAUCUCAUUGGUGGUGUUGGUCAGAUGGAAGUCAAGCGGCCCUCACAUUUGACAAGAGAAGCACGCGAUCACUUCCCUCCCUGGCUGCAAGCAGCAGCUGACGAGAAGGAUAAUGGUGCUCGCGUGUCUGACAAGUUCCUGCAGAUCGAGAAGCGUGAACAGAGACGCAUGCAAGAAGCUCUAUCUGGAAAGGUUUCGUAUGGCUCACCUUCGCAAUCAAUGCCCAAGUCCAAGAUUCAGAUUGCGGGCAUCGAGAAGGGAUCAAAGAACAGGUACAACAACAUCUGGCCUUUUGAGCAUUCCCGUGUCAAGCUGCAGGAUGUUCCUUCACAUGGUUGUGACUACUUCAACGCCAAUUACAUCUCGUCGCAGCGCUCGCACAAGCGGUAUAUCGCCACUCAGGGACCAAUUCCCGCUACUUUUGCUGACUUCUGGAACGUAAUCUGGCAGCAAGAGACCAGAGUGAUCGUUAUGCUCACAGCUGAAAAGGAAGGUGGCCAGGUCAAGGCUCACAAUUACUGGUCAGACAAGCAAUACGGUCCUCUUCGUCUCGAAUUCCUCUCCGAGAAGCGCGCUUCCCUGGAUCCGGUAAAGAUCAAGAGGCAUCGCCAACGCCCAUCAGUCGGCGGAAGAAAAUCCACUGACGGCACCACCCUCGCACGUAUCGACACCAGUACUGCCGACGGUGGAUCAAAAGACGACCAACCAUACGUCAUCGUCCGCAAGCUCGCACUUAGGCACGAGGGCUACCCAUUCGAACGUAUGCGCGAAAUCACACAACUCCAGUACUCAAGCUGGCCCGACUUUGGCGCCCCGGCACAUCCAGCACAUCUUUUGGGAUUGGUAGAGCAAUGCGAUGCGGUUGUGCGCGCCACGACACACACCAGCUGGUCAGACCCGGAUCCCCCAGAAGCACCGCCGAUUGUCGUUCACUGCAGUGCUGGAUGUGGUCGUACAGGCACAUUCUGCACUGUAGCCACGGUCAUCGACAUGCUGAAGAGACAACGAGCAUCUCGCCAACGACACACUCGUGACAGCUCGCCCAUGCAUCUCGAUACACGCAGAAGCUCUGUGCAAAUGAAGGACGACAACAACUCUUUCUUUGGCCCACCUUCUGGUCAAUCGCCACAAGAAGACGAAGUCGAUGGAAAAUGGGUAGAUGACGAGAACCAAGACUUGAUCGAAAAGACGGUCGAAGAGUUCCGCAAGCAGAGAAUCAGCAUGGUGCAGAGUCUGCGUCAAUUCGUACUCUGCUACGAGAGUGUGAUGGAAUGGCUCGUCGAACAAGAGUCAGAGGACUAG
Aureobasidium subglaciale EXF-2481 is the source of this 2685-nucleotide messenger RNA. RefSeq lists its product as uncharacterized. NCBI's taxonomy places the organism in Eukaryota, Fungi, Ascomycota, Dothideomycetes, Dothideales, Saccotheciaceae. Gene Ontology annotation, biological process: protein dephosphorylation. The record is from RefSeq and is a predicted model, not a curated record. Bases 1 to 2685 code for a protein of 894 amino acids. The transcript is spliced from 2 exons. Gene Ontology annotation, molecular function: protein tyrosine phosphatase activity.